AUGUUCGAGUCGGACGCGACCCUCCUCUUGGUUGCAGCGUGCGGCCUCGUCCUUCUGCGCCCGUCCGAUGUGCCUCUGCUCGCCAGGUACGCGGGUCGUGCUACUGGCAUUGGAGUACGAAGCUUACGUGGUCUCCGCGAUGCGACCGAUGCUGCAAUGAAGGAGGGUGAGUCGGUUUUCGCUCAGCACGCUGGGAAUGGAGUGGGCAGUGGUCUCCGCGAGUCCCUUUCAAAGUUUGAUUCGUUGCGGACAACAUUAAGUAGGGAUGUCGCGCGUUUCGCGCCGUUCGACAAGUUGAAUAGAGGCAUCGCAGGUGCCAUGCGUCAAAACGCCGCGAAGCCCGUUCUGCAUGGAAAGAGUGAACGGAAUGAUGCCACAAGCUCACCUAACUUGACUUCAACGACAUCAAAAUUGUUAACAACGGUCCAUCGUACCGAAACUAGCACGGGGGAGCAGACUGCCGGAGUAGACUUCAUAGCUCGAUCCAUUGAGGAGGCCGCCCUUGCAAGACAGCAGGAGCGAGUCUUCGGCAAAACGCUUCACGAUGAGAAUCAGUCAGAAUGUGAGACUCGUCCCAACGACUUCGAUCCCCGAAGUCGUGGAUAGAUCCCGUUUUAAUGUUACUAUGUUAUCGCCUAGUGAGGCUCGUGUUGUACAAUAAACAUCCACAGAAAGCUACUUUGUUUGUCUGUCGAUUAUGUUUGUCUU
This is a messenger RNA of Chondrus crispus (carragheen), 708 nucleotides long. RefSeq lists its product as hypothetical. Lineage: Eukaryota; Rhodophyta; Florideophyceae; Gigartinales; Gigartinaceae. The transcript has 2 exons. The record is from RefSeq and is a predicted model, not a curated record. The coding region runs from base 1 to 606 and encodes 201 amino acids.